Chroicocephalus ridibundus (black-headed gull) is the source of this 4991-nucleotide messenger RNA. It is a transcript of the gene CRBN, whose product is annotated as cereblon. The transcript has 11 exons. Lineage: Eukaryota; Metazoa; Chordata; Aves; Charadriiformes; Laridae. Gene Ontology annotation, biological process: protein ubiquitination. The record is from RefSeq and is a predicted model, not a curated record. The coding region runs from base 284 to 1621 and encodes 445 amino acids. Gene Ontology annotation, cellular component: Cul4A-RING E3 ubiquitin ligase complex.
GCCUGUCCCUCCCGCCGGCGCUCCGCGAAGCCUUUGUCGGGGCCCGCAGUAUAAAACACCCCCGCCGGCAGCAGGGCCGGACCGGCAAAAAGCCCAGGGAGCUGGCGGGCAGCCCCCUCCCCGCCCGCAGCCCCUAGGCUCCCCGAGAAGCGCCGCCACAGGCCGCCGGGCCGGGUCGAGCCCCGACUCCCGGGCUCGCUCCGGCGGCGGGCCGGGCUCCUCCUCCCGCCUCCUCCUCCCCCCGCCCCGCCGGCUUCCCAGGCUCCUCUCCGGGUAAACAGCGAUGGCCGCCGAGGAAGGAGGUGGCGAGCCCCAUAACAACAUGGGGAACCACCUACAGCUGGUGCCCGAGAGCGAGGAAGAGGAUGACAAUGAAAUGGAAGUUGAAGAUCAAGAUAGUAAAGAAGCUGAAAAGCCAAACGUCAUUAAUUUUGAUACCAGUUUGCCAACAUCACAUGUGUAUUUAGGUUCUGAUAUGGAAGAGUUUCAUGGAAGAACGGUGCAUGAUGAUGACAGCUGUCAGGUGAUUCCAGUGUUGCCCCACGUGAUGGUGAUGUUGAUUCCUGGACAGACGUUACCUCUUCAGCUUUUUCGCCCUCAAGAGGUUAGCAUGGUGCGGAAUUUAAUUCAGAAAGACAGAACGUUUGCUGUUCUUGCAUACAGUAACAUACGUGAAAGGGAAGCACAUUUUGGAACAACAGCAGAAAUAUAUGCCUACAGAGAAGAGCAGGAAUAUGGAAUUGAAACGGUCAAAGUGAAAGCAAUAGGAAGACAGAGGUUCAAGGUGCUUGAAAUAAGAACCCAGUCAGAUGGAAUCCAGCAGGCUAAAGUACAGAUCCUUCCUGAGCGAGUGCUGCCUUCAACGAUGUCAGCAGUACAGCUGCAGUCUCUCAGCCGAUGCCAUAUAUUUCCUUCUUCGAAACCUACAUCGUGGCAGGACCGAGCUAUACGUCAAUGGUGGCAGAAAUAUCAAAAGAGGAAGUUCCACUGUGCAAGUUUGACAUCUUGGCCUCCCUGGCUCUACUCUCUAUAUGAUGCUGAAACCUUGAUGGAAAGAGUCAAGAGGCAGCUACAUGAAUGGGAUGAAAAUCUUAAAGAUGAAUCUCUUCCAACAAACCCAAUAGAUUUUUCUUACAGAGUUGCUGCUUGCCUGCCAAUUGACGAUGCAUUACGUAUACAGUUGCUUAAAAUAGGUAGUGCUGUUCAGCGACUCCGGUGUGAAUUAGAUAUUAUGAACAAAUGUACAUCUCUUUGUUGUAAGCAAUGCCAAGAUACAGAAAUAACUACCAAGAAUGAAAUAUUCAGUUUAUCCUUAUGUGGACCCAUGGCAGCAUACGUGAAUCCGCAUGGGUACAUCCAUGAAACCCUUACUGUAUAUAAAGCCUGCAACUUGAAUCUCAAUGGACGGCCAUCAACAGAGCACAGCUGGUUUCCUGGGUAUGCCUGGACUGUAGCCCAGUGCAGAAUCUGUGGGAACCAUAUGGGAUGGAAGUUCACAGCUACCAAAAAGGAUAUGUCGCCUCAGAAAUUCUGGGGAUUGACGCGGUCUGCUCUCCUGCCUCGGAUUCCAGAAGCAGAGGACGACUCAGGCCAUGAUAGAUCACCGUUACUCUGCCUGUAAUCUCUAGUACCCUGCUUUGGAGAUGAACAGACGGUCGUCUGUCUCUUAAGUGCAUCUGCUCAGUUCUGCUUCUGAUGCUCACGUAAACUUCAAAAACCCCAAGAACCCACACACAAAAACCAACCAAACAAGCCGGCUCGCUCCAUUUGGGUUUGGUGCGCAUCCAUAUUACUGUUGUUUCAGACACGCUGAGAACUGCAGGUUGAAUCUUUAAAUGUCAACUGAGGAGAGGAGGUGGCGUGAGACACCGAGAAAUCGAUCUGAGCCAUCUGGGCAGGCUUGAGACUGAACUUUCUCCUUCCUUGUAUAAUUUCAGAAAAUGUUUACUGCUAACAACUUGCAGUGAGAGAAGGUAGGGGGAAACAAAUCGCAAAUAAACAGAGUAUAAUUUAUGCAAUGUAUGUAUGAUGGUAGAUACCAGUUACUUGCUGGGGAGUAUCUUCCAUAAUAUAUUUCAAAGUGGUUUUGCUGAGAAUCCCUGUUUCUAACUACGCGGAGUACUUCACACUUUAUGCUCGUGCUGUUUCUCAGAUAUUUGCUGAAUAACCAUUGAAGAGAGUACAAGGUGAAGUCUCUCUCCUGGCCGAUACUGUGUUGGUAAUGGCAGUGGCAGAGUUGUAACCGGCAGAUCAAGAGCAUCCUGCUACCUGCAGCCACAACAACUGCAUUACAGGAUGCCCUUUGAAAGGAACCCAUGUGAAGUAUUUGGUCCUUACAAGUUGUCUCAUCUAUUUGAUCUAUGUGACUUUUGAAGUCUUAAAUUUUAAACUAUUUAUACAAAAUUUACAACUCAGUCCCAGAACAUAAACUAUGUUGUCAUUUGCUGUUGAAUGUGCUUAUAUUUACUUUUCAAUAUUAUCUCUGUGAAGAUUAGUUUACCAGCAUACAUGUCCAGGGUUGUGUGAAGUACUUUCUCAAAUACGUAACUAUGGCCGUUUUUCAGUAGUACUUAUUUUGACAAGGGGGAGGCAGCACCUCUUUAGUUUUUUUUCUUUUACACUUUCAUAUCAUAAAGUAAAAUUUCACAUUAUCACCCUUACCUUGCAAAGAGCGAAAGUUCCUAAAUAAAACAGAAAUAAGAGGCAGUGUUUUUUUUUUUUUUUUUGUCUGAAGUGCUGUCUAUGCUACAGAACUCGGCUGCCAAAAUGGGGCAGCUUUUGCCACUGAUUUAUUGGGGUUUUUUCCCCUCAGAACGCACCUUGGUGAUGGAAACUGAAGAUUUCUCCAGUAUGUGUACUUUCUUUUGAAGCUUUAUCAUUCACUCUUUAUUUCUUCACGGUAAAGCUUUGAGAACUUGUAUUGUUAAAUAUAAUGACACAAACCUAGUUACGAUUUAGGGCAUGGGUGGCUCCGUGCUCACGCCCCAUCACGCCCCAGGCCGAGCAGCCGUUGCAUGGAGAGGUGAGUUCAGGGAGAGGCCAGGGCAGAGCCUCUGCCAGGAGCUGAUCUCAAUGGGAGUGUGGUACCUGCUACCGCGCAGCCGAAACGUACCCUGGUGUGAGAAGACGCUGAGCGGCUGUCCGGGUAGUUUAUUGUGCUAGUUAUGUAGAAACUAAUGAUUGUGUAACUCAGGUUUAGUUCUGUGAAGCCUUCUACCUCUGUGCUUCUGUGAUAACUUUUGUUCUCUCCAUAGGCGUCUUUAAUACCGCAUUUAAUUUCCUGUGCAGUGCUCUGACUUGCCAGUGAACUGUGAAAAGCAAUACUUGGUUGAAUAUCAUUCUGAACAAAUAGAGGGUGAAUGAUGGCUCAUUUUCUUCAAGAAAACAUUCUGUGUUUUGAUUAUGUUUCUGUAAGAAGCUUUCAAAAGGCUGAAAUGAUAAGCACUAGUGUGAGAGUGAGACUGUGAAACCUCUGUACGUGGCUAACCACUGAAACUGUACUUGGUUUUCCCCUCCCGCCCUGCACAUACACACACGUGUGUACACACAAACACACACACACGCCUCUUAGCUGUAGACAUGGUUUAUUUUUUCCCUCCAAGCUAUCUAGUAUCUCUUGUUGCCAUUACCCUCAGCAGGGCUUGUGGGUGGCAAGAAGUUUGAGGGGGCUUUAAAAGGCCCUUCUGCUGCCAUUCUAUGUAACAUCCACUGAGGGAAGGGUGAGUGAGGAUUUCCAAAUGAUUGUUUUCUCAGCUAUCGCUGAACUUCAUAAGCUCGUUGGGUUUUUGGCCAGAUCUUUUGGAUUGCUUCAACUAAAAAUGGCAUUAUGUUGGCAACGUUUGAAUACAAAAUAGGCAUAUUUUUGGUAUUGUGUAUGUAUAGUCAAAUGUAAACUAAUAUAAUCGAGUGAGAUAAGUCAGGAGUAAAUUUAGCGCUAAUUUAAUUUUAUUGUUGAUGAUGCCGUUCCAUCUGCUUAACCUUCUGUGUAAUGUUUGCCGUUUCAAAAUCCGUGACACUUUCCAGGUUGAAAACAAGUGUGAUUGGGGUUGCUGCGAAUAAGCUGAGUCCUCCCAGCGCAGCUGGCCCUUACGGUGCUACGUGUGUGAGAGUGCUCACAGCGUCCAGCGCGGGACUGACGGCGGGACUGGGGAGUCGUGGGUGGUUCUAGACAGUGGUUAACAUUUUCUAUGCUGCUUUUCUCCUUCUUGGAGAGAAAACUAUACUAGAUUGGAAUUGGGGAAGAUUAUUACUGACAAAUACAGACAUAAUAUGCUUUUGAGAACUAAGUACAAAGGAAAUCACAUGUUAUGGUAAUUUCCUAUACAUUUACUACAUUCAUUGGUUGGCAUGUAGCUUCAUGCGUUAAUUAAUGUGAUUGAUUGACUUGCUGGCUGCUGCCAAAAGGGAUCAUUUUUCUCUUCUCCCCCACCGUAAUCUCCAUCCUUUUCACGGAGCUGUAGGAAUUCGGCAGCCGUGGGGGUUGGUGUCCUGGCUGCGCAGCCACAUCCCCAUCGGGGCUGCCAGCGGGAGGAGGGACAAACAGCGGUGUGUAGGGACAGAAGAGGGACUGCCCUGCGCGGCAGCAGGUCUCGGCUGGGCUGGAGGACGUGCAGCACAAAACCGCUCAUUUUUCAAGCCGUCGUUGCAAUAGCGUAAAGACAUCAUACAAUCGGAGCCUGUAAUAUCGCAAGUUUUCGUCUAUUUUUGUUUAGUUUUGAUGAAUAGGUAGAAUCACAUAGGACACUUGCACACUUGGUCUAAAACAUGUUCCAAAUAGUCGACUGCUUGUUUUUUAAUAAUGCUAUUUUUGUAUGUGCUGCAGUUCAUUCUGUUCCUGUCAUUGGUUUUUCACCUUUGUUUAAUUGCUUUGUAAAAGCUGCAGAAAGGGUAGCACGUUCUCCGCUUCAACUCUUCCUCUGUCUGUCUUUUGAGACAACUUUUCAGAAAAAAAUCUUGUUGCUUGCAAACAUUUGCAAAGAAUAAAAUUCAAU